Molecule: messenger RNA, 2055 nt
Organism: Cyclospora cayetanensis
Lineage: Eukaryota; Apicomplexa; Conoidasida; Eucoccidiorida; Eimeriidae
Exons: 3
Coding region: 1-2055 (684 amino acids)
Molecular function (GO): sphingomyelin phosphodiesterase activity
Source: RefSeq, a predicted model, not a curated record
AUGAUGCAUCCAGAUGAGCCCGAGUCUUCUUCGCCUUCAGUACCAGGGGCCACCGUCUGUCCCACAAUUUAUGUGAACACCACAGAACAACACACGGGUACAUCUGGUAAGAGAAUUUCCUUCUGUGUGCCCUCUUCUUUCCUCCUGAGUAGCAGCGCUGCGCCUCCGGCCGAGGGAGCCUCGUUAUUGCUUCUCAUGCAAUAUGCUGCUAGACUGCCCCAGCCUGGAGUUAGUAGGGGGAGAGGCUACGUAGGGAGUCGUCUCAUUCUGAACGACGAAAGUGCCGCUUUCCAAGACCAACAUGCUGUACAGUCAACAGCAGCCGUGCAAUUAUUUAGCGUGCCGAAGGGCUUUCAGUCGCAAGGCCCGAGAAUACAGGGUUCUGGCAACGACUCCUGGUCUACAAGAGGGCGGGGCAAGUUCUCAGGCGCUCCUGGAGGUUCAGUCAGAGUGGCUAAGGCGACUUCGAAGGGGACCUUUAGUCGAAAUCCCCGAGGGCAUAGAACAAAGGCCAAGUUCCCACACGCUGUAGUAACCAGGGCUUCCGCUCGAAGCAGCCAGGCCCAGGCAUGUGGAGGCGCCGCGGAUAAUAAACAGAUUGCAAGAGAGCGUGGAAGGGAGCAAGGCGGAGAAGUGGACAAGCAGGAACAAUCGGAGGAGACUCAAGCUGCAGAGGGUGCGUCUCCUUCCCCUCCUCUGGAGGCACGGCGGUCUACGUAUUUUAGCAUAUGCCUGAAUGCUUCUCCAGAUGAGCUGACAGUCGUGUCUUAUAACCUGCGGAUGGAGAGUGGCUGCUGCUCCUUGGACGAUAACUGGAAAAGAAGGGAGGCAGCCCUUUCCCGCUUCCUUCUGGCACUUGAAGAUGCUCAUCACCCGGAUGUCAUAAUCUUGCAGGGGGCCUUUGCUGGCUCCACGCAACGACUUCUAAAGACGCUGGUUAGGGAGGAGCCUAUGUUCCCCUUUCAGACAAGAGUGGUGGGCGGAGACGCGGGUUGCUGUAAGGCAGGCAAUGAGGAGGGCGGGUGCUCUUGUGGCAGUUGCUGGUUUUGUCUGCCUUUUCCUACCCGCAAGAAGGCACUGAAGAACGGAAAGGGUUCCCCUGCGGCGUUUGUGAUGAACAAUGGCUGGGACUCUGUUUGUGGCUCAUACUCGCGUCUUCGAGGAAAUGGGGGUCUAGUGGUGAUAUCCAAAUGGCCAGUGCUGCGACGCCAUGCAUUCAUUUUCCCCUCUUCAGCGUAUCCAUACUCUCUUAGCAAUAUGGGGGCUGCCCUGGUCCAGAUAGAGAAGUGUGGGAAGGUUUACAACUUGCUGGCGAUGCAGUUGCAACCAGGUGCCGCCUACAACGACGUGCGGGUGGCUCAGGUGAAAGAAGUAAUGGCUUGGGUCCGCACAGGGAUGGAAGAUGCAGAGAAGGUUGAGUUUGCCUCUUGCGACAUUGAUGGAGCUUUCGACUCAUCCACAGUGGCGAGCACGCGCUCUGAGAGCUCUGUGAUAACCGCAGAGAGGGCCGGCAGCACAGAUGCCUCGACGCAAACUAUGACCGGCCUUCCUGAGCUGGAGUCUAAAUGGACGAGUGCCUCUCCGGGCGGCAAGGAGGUGCACACUAUCUGCCGUGGCAGGGAAGUUGGGCUCCCUAAGGGGAUCCUUAAAGCCACAGAUCCUCUUAUCAUUGGUGGUAACCUGAACUUUAGAUUUGGAGAGGAUCGAGCCGCCCUUGCAGAAGCUCUGGGCCCCGACGGUUUCAACGCAAAUCUGGCUUUGGAAGAUGCUUCCUUCGCGCAGCCCAAUUUCGAUACGGUUGCGAACGAUACUUGUUACGAGAGCCAAGGGUGCCCAAAGGAACCGUCCCAGGAGCUGCUCGAUUACUUGUUGAUACACUCGGAGCACGCGGGGAGGGUGGCGCGUGGACAGCGCACCUUGAUAGAUCCUUCUCCAGAGAAGAUUCUCUUUAGAUCCCUGGCUUUGGGGUGCAUGCCAUGCAGUGCCAUUGAAGUCAGGCAUGUGAGUGACUUCUUUCCGGUCUGUGCAACGUUUGCACAUAAUGCAGAAGGAUGA